Tachyglossus aculeatus (Australian echidna) is the source of this 2018-nucleotide messenger RNA. RefSeq names its product SMU1 DNA replication regulator and spliceosomal factor (gene SMU1). Lineage: Eukaryota; Metazoa; Chordata; Mammalia; Monotremata; Tachyglossidae. Gene Ontology annotation, molecular function: protein binding. Gene Ontology annotation, biological process: mRNA splicing, via spliceosome. Gene Ontology annotation, cellular component: precatalytic spliceosome. The transcript is spliced from 12 exons. The record is from RefSeq and is a predicted model, not a curated record. The coding region runs from base 57 to 1598 and encodes 513 amino acids.
GCCGCCCGACUCGCGCUGUACGGGCUCUGGUAGCGCUUUUUAAAGGAAUCGCCGUCAUGUCGAUCGAAAUCGAGUCGUCGGACGUUAUACGUCUCAUCAUGCAGUACCUAAAGGAAAACAGUUUACAUCGGGCCCUGGCCACAUUGCAGGAGGAGACUACGGUAUCUUUGAAUACUGUGGACAGCAUAGAGAGUUUUGUAGCAGAUAUUAACAGUGGGCAUUGGGAUACGGUCCUCCAAGCUAUUCAGUCGCUGAAACUACCAGACAAAACCCUCAUUGAUCUCUAUGAACAGGUCGUUCUGGAGUUGAUAGAACUUCGAGAGUUGGGUGCUGCUAGAUCCCUCCUGAGACAGACUGACCCAAUGAUCAUGUUGAAACAAACACAGCCUGAGAGAUACAUUCACCUUGAGAACCUCUUGGCCCGAUCCUAUUUUGAUCCACGAGAGGCAUAUCCAGAUGGAAGCAGCAAAGAAAAACGAAGAGCAGCGAUUGCACAGGCGUUAGCCGGAGAAGUCAGUGUGGUACCUCCGUCUCGUCUUAUGGCAUUGUUGGGCCAGGCUUUGAAGUGGCAGCAGCACCAGGGACUGCUUCCUCCGGGUAUGACAAUUGAUUUGUUCCGAGGGAAAGCGGCUGUGAAAGAUGUGGAAGAAGAAAAAUUCCCUACCCAGUUAAGCAGACACAUUAAGUUUGGACAAAAGUCGCACGUGGAAUGUGCUCGGUUCUCUCCAGAUGGUCAGUAUCUGGUUACUGGCUCUGUGGAUGGGUUCAUUGAAGUGUGGAAUUUUACAACUGGAAAAAUCAGGAAGGAUCUGAAGUAUCAGGCACAAGAUAAUUUUAUGAUGAUGGAUGAUGCCGUGCUGUGCAUGUGCUUCAGCAGAGAUACUGAAAUGCUAGCAACCGGAGCCCAAGACGGAAAGAUUAAGGUAUGGAAGAUUCAGAGUGGACAAUGUCUGCGAAGAUUUGAAAGGGCACACAGUAAAGGUGUCACCUGUCUAAGCUUCUCCAAGGAUAGCAGUCAGAUCCUCAGUGCUUCUUUUGACCAGACAAUCAGGAUUCAUGGUUUAAAAUCUGGAAAAACCCUAAAGGAAUUUCGUGGUCACUCCUCCUUCGUUAACGAAGCCACGUUUACCCAGGAUGGGCAUUACAUAAUCAGUGCAUCCUCUGAUGGCACCGUGAAGGUCUGGAAUAUGAAGACCACUGAAUGUUCAAACACCUUCAAAUCUCUUGGCAGCACAGCAGGGACAGAUAUCACCGUCAACAGUGUGGUCUUGCUCCCUAAAAAUCCCGAGCAUUUUGUUGUGUGCAACAGGUCCAAUACUGUGGUCAUCAUGAACAUGCAAGGACAGAUCGUCAGGAGCUUCAGCUCUGGUAAAAGAGAAGGCGGUGACUUUGUCUGCUGUGCGCUGUCUCCGCGAGGGGAAUGGAUCUACUGCGUUGGUGAAGAUUUUGUGCUCUACUGUUUCAGCACGGUGACUGGCAAGCUGGAAAGAACUUUGACAGUUCACGAAAAGGAUGUAAUUGGUAUCGCGCAUCAUCCACAUCAGAACUUGAUCGCUACCUACAGUGAAGAUGGUCUCUUGAAACUCUGGAAACCAUGAUUUCACUUUUGGUUUUGUGUUGGGUUUUUUUUAACUAGCUUUAGAACUUGCUCCUGAAAUGACUUAAUGUGAUUGUGCGUUUUUGAGAUUUUUUUUUGUUUAAAGAAAAGUACUGGUUUCCUUCCCAAAAUCUAGUUGGCUUCUUAUCGAUAUUUUUGUCCAAUGCGUCACAUUCAAAAAUUGCCCUUUUAUAUAGCCUUUUUUAAAAAAACUUGCAUUGGUCUGCAACUAAACAUAUCUGUUGGCCAGGUGUUUCAAUAUAGUACUUGGAGAAGGAAAAGCUAUUAAAGAGGCAUUGCUAUUUACAGUAGCUGCUUAGAGAUAAGUAAUAAGGAGGAAUUUCUGAUUUCUCGAGCCAUUUUCCAUGUCUGUAUUUUCUUGGAUAUGCUGUUAGUGGAAUAAAACGUAUACUGAUUUGGA